Messenger RNA from Macaca mulatta (Rhesus monkey), 4214 nucleotides. RefSeq names its product DnaJ heat shock protein family (Hsp40) member C7 (gene DNAJC7). Lineage: Eukaryota; Metazoa; Chordata; Mammalia; Primates; Cercopithecidae. Gene Ontology annotation, molecular function: protein binding. The record is from RefSeq and is a predicted model, not a curated record.
CGCUCUUGGGGGUCGGCCUUCCUCUCCCGCUUCCGCCUGGCGAAGGAGCUGAGGCAUGGCCUUCUUCUCCAGCUGAGAGGACGAUCGUCCUUAUAGGAGAGCCCGAGUCUCGGAGGGCAAUUUCGGAGGGAAGCAGAGACUUUCAAGGAACAAGGAAAUGCAUACUAUGCCAAGAAAGAUUACAAUGAAGCUUAUAAUUAUUAUACAAAAGCCAUAGAUAUGUGUCCUAAAAAUGCUAGCUAUUAUGGUAAUCGAGCAGCCACCUUGAUGAUGCUUGGAAGGUUCCGGGAAGCUCUCGGAGAUGCACAACAGUCAGUGAGGUUGGAUGACAGUUUUGUCCGGGGACAUCUACGAGAGGGCAAGUGCCAUCUCUCUCUAGGAAAUGCCAUGGCAGCAUGUCGCAGCUUCCAGAGAGCCCUAGAACUGGAUCAUAAAAAUGCUCAGGCACAACAAGAGUUCAAGAAUGCUAAUGCAGUCAUGGAAUAUGAGAAAAUAGCAGAAACAGAUUUUGAGAAGCGAGAUUUUCGGAAGGUUGUUUUCUGCAUGGACCGUGCCCUAGAAUUUGCCCCUGCCUGCCAUCGCUUCAAAAUCCUCAAGGCAGAAUGUUUAGCAAUGCUGGGUCGUUAUCCAGAAGCACAGUCUGUGGCUAGUGACAUUCUACGAAUGGAUUCUACCAAUGCAGAUGCUCUAUAUGUACGAGGUCUUUGCCUUUAUUAUGAAGAUUGUAUUGAGAAGGCAGUUCAGUUUUUCGUACAGGCUCUCAGGAUGGCUCCUGACCAUGAGAAAGCCUGCAUUGCCUGCAGAAAUGCCAAAGCACUCAAAGCAAAGAAAGAAGAUGGGAAUAAAGCAUUUAAGGAAGGAAAUUACAAACUAGCAUAUGAACUGUACACAGAAGCCCUGGGGAUAGACCCCAACAAUAUAAAAACAAAUGCUAAACUCUACUGUAAUCGGGGUACGGUUAAUUCCAAGCUUAGGAAACUAGAUGAUGCAAUAGAAGACUGCACAAAUGCAGUGAAGCUUGAUGACACUUACAUAAAAGCCUACUUGAGAAGAGCCCAGUGUUACAUGGACACAGAACAGUAUGAAGAAGCAGUACGAGACUAUGAAAAAGUGUAUCAGACGGAGAAAACAAAAGAACACAAACAGCUCCUAAAAAAUGCACAGCUGGAACUGAAGAAGAGUAAGAGGAAAGAUUACUACAAGAUUCUGGGAGUGGACAAGAAUGCCUCUGAGGACGAGAUCAAGAAAGCUUAUCGGAAACGGGCCUUGAUGCACCAUCCAGAUCGGCAUAGUGGAGCCAGUGCUGAGGUUCAGAAGGAGGAGGAGAAGAAGUUCAAGGAAGUUGGAGAGGCCUUUACUAUCCUCUCUGAUCCCAAGAAAAAGACUCGCUAUGACAGUGGACAGGACCUAGAUGAGGAGGGCAUGAAUAUGGGUGAUUUUGAUCCAAACAAUAUCUUCAAGGCUUUCUUCGGCGGUCCUGGAGGCUUCAGCUUUGAAGCAUCUGGUCCAGGGAGUUUCUUUUUUCAAUUUGGCUAAUGAAGGGCAACCACCCAGAACCCAGAAAAUGCAGAUUCACUCAGUUUAAUCUUGAAUGUGGAAACAGUUCACCUCCUCCCUUCAUCACGUCUCCAUGUACUUAGAGCAGUUUCGUUUUCUCAGUUGGAUGCCCUGUGUCUCUGUGAGUGGGGUGGAGCAAAGGGAACCAAUGCCGAAGACCGCGGGCAGGGGAGGGAGGCGGGGGUGGACAGGGAGGCAGCUUGUGAAUUUUUGUUUUACUGUUUAACUUUAUUAAAAAAGAAAAAAAAAAAGAAGAGAAUAAAAUGUUUUGACCCUUUCUGGCCCUUUGCUCUGGCAUCUGCUUUGUCUCCAUAGUCUGUGAGCCAGAGCUGAGCCCGACCUGGACUUGGGGUGCAGCAAGCUGCCACAGGUAGGCUGUGAGCACCGAGCCUAGUGGCAGGUGGGGCACUCUGCCUCUCCCAGACCUGUCCCACAUGUGAGUGCUAGGCAGGCCCUGGCUGUGCCGCUGGGCCCAGCCUGACAUCAGUCACGAAGAAGCGAGUUCAGAAAGCAUGCUCACCUUACAGUGGGGCCCCAGAAAUCACUAGAAGCUGUGUGCGUCCAAAGCUCAGGUGGGUACUGACCUAGACAGGGCAGUUUACUUACAAAGGCUCUCUCAGUUCCUGUUGCAGUGUGGGUUCGAGGGAGAUGGUAGACAGAGAUAAAACCCUGCCUCUUGACCCCCAGACCUGUUUGAAGUGGGACGGGUGGCUCCAGAGCUCUGGUCUGGCCACUCACUAUUUUUAGCAAAAGCCCCUGGCCUUCUCUGCUCCCUUUCUGCGUGCAGGAGACACGCUGCUCACGGAUGCAGCGGCAUGUACCAUGCUGUCCUGUCAAGCAUGGUGUUCAAUGUGAGUAGCCUUCCCAGGAGCUCCAGACAGAGACUUGAAGCUCUAGCUGAAGCUCAGAGAUGGCCAGGGACAGGCCUUGACCUAGAAAGGUAACUUAGGAUUUCUCUUCAUCUGAGCUCCUGCCCCUUUCUUUCAAGUCUUCCCCGGCUGGUGCCUUAGCCAUGGUGAAAUGAUGCCUGAGUCAGGCCUGGGAAGUUUCCCUUGUGGCUGACUAGGCCUCUAAUGGCCUGGAAGGGAAUCAAAUGUUAGGUCUUCCCUGAUGCUUGAAGUUGCAGUGACCUACAGGUGGCCUUCCCUAGAGAACUGGGAGAAACCCAUACCAGGAGCUUCAGGUCUUACUGAGAUCUUUCUGAUCCAGUGGGCUGGGGACACCUGUGGGCCUGGUGCCCUGGUUAAUGGGGGAUGAGAGGCUUUUGUGCUCCAUGUCCCUCAUACCCAGCCAACCCCCACCUUCUGUAUGAGUCUGAGGCCAGCCUCUGCUUUCUGCCUCCUCAUGAAAGCCAACACUGUUCAGCUGCCCAACCUCACCACAGCUGUGCCCGGCCAGCAGAGGGGAGACAGGACCGAUGGCCCCAAGCUGUGGGACAAAGCCAGUCCUAAUACACCCAGCCCUAGGGAAGACUGAGCUGGGCACAGAAGGGUAAGAGAGACUGCACACAGCUAGGAUUAACAUGAUUUAUUUCAUUAUCAGUCUUACAAGUUGCUGAGGUUGGGCAAAGCCAGGAUAGUAACUUAAAUCCAAAGUACUUUUGUUGAGUGACAACCUGAUUAGCAAGGCCCUGUUACUGAACAGAGGGCAGUGGAGGGCACCCCAGGAACCACAGCACAUAGACCAGUGUUAGAAACCCCUUCCCAGAAGCAACCGGUGGGACUUGGCCCUUACCAGCCAGGGGUCUACUCCACUGGCUCUUGGUGCCCACCAGCCCCCGUUAGAGGAGGCCCAGAGGCCUCCAGAGGCACCAUGGAGGCAAAAUGGGCUGGGUAGAGAGCAGGACUGGAGCUUCCUCACCAGGGUGCUGCCUCUGGCCUCGAUCUCCCCAUCUACACAGCAGAGUCACGCCACUGGAAAGGACGGCCAGUCCAGCCCCUUCCUGGAGUGAGGCCCCCAGCCAGCGGGGAUGUGGUGGCUGCUUAACUGUUCUGCUUUCUUCCCUAGUUAUCAAACUGUUACCUAGUUAUGGUGUGCAGGGGAGGGGCAGGGACUUAGGACCAAAGGUGGGAGGUAAGCUCCUUUUUCUACCCUGGUAAAUAGCCCCAGCCUUCUUGGGGCUAUGCUGAUUAAGAAAUGGGAUCACUCAGGAGGAUGGCUUAAGCCCAGGAGUUUGAGGCUGCAGUGAGCCAUGAUCGCACCACUGCACUCCAGCUUGGGAGACAGCAGGACCCUGUCUCUAAAAACAAAGAAAAAAGACAAGGAGAUGGAAUUAAAGCCCAGAGGUCCUCCCUUUCUCAAAGCCACCACUAGUUCUCUGUGACCAUGGAAAACUACCCUCAGCCCCAUUGCCUUUUGCCUCUGGUCAGUGGGUUUUGCGGGAUUCUGAGGUGUCUCCCCACUCGCCCAGCUCUGGGCAGAGCAGCUGGGCUGGGCUGGGGCUGAGCUAACUAGAACCUGGAAGCAGGGCUCGGGGUUCUGGCUGUGGCCCCAUUCCUGGCUUGGUCCAGCCUCGUUAGCUUUGGUCCAGGUUCCUGAAUGGUGCCUCCCCGCCCACCUUGUGUUGGGAGUGUGAGCAUUAGAGGGGAAGAGGGCGGACAGGAAGGGAGGGUCAGUUAUUUUACAAGUUUUUAAAAAGCUAUAGGUAAGUUAACUUU